GAGAGCUGCAAGUAAUGUUGCAAAUCUGAGGCGGGAGGAGCCUGGACGGAAUUCUCUCUCUCUCACAUACAUACAAUCUCGCUCGCUCUCUCUCUCACACGCACACACAUACCCUAACCCCCACCCCACCCCACUUCUGGAUUUGACUUGGUUUUUGGAAAUUCGACAUCAGCUGAAGUCCCCAUCCUCAAACUCCCCUCUCCGUCUUGAAAUCCCCGCCCGUCCCAAGAACUCUUGCAGUUUCCAGGUGAAGGGUGGGAGGGACAAGACUGUAAACUGACCUAACAUGAUCUUUUCAAAUGUCCCUUUAAGAAUCUGCGCGACGAAGCAGCAGCCCUAUGCCCCACCUGCCCAGCAGAUGGCACCGCCCAGUCCCAGCACCAACAGCAGCAGUAACAGCAGUAGCGUUGGAGGGGAGCAACUGAGUAAAACCAACCUCUACAUCCGUGGGCUUCACCCUGGUACGACCGACCAGGACCUUGUCAUGCUCUGCCAACCGUACGGUAAAAUAGUCUCCACAAAGGCCAUUCUGGACAAGACAACCAACAAGUGCAAAGGCUAUGGGUUUGUGGAUUUCGAUAGUCCUGCUGCUGCACAGAAGGCAGUGUCUGCGUUGAAGUCCAGUGGGGUGCAGGCCCAGAUGGCAAAGCAACAAGAGCAGGAUCCAACGAACCUGUACAUCUCCAACCUGCCACUGACUAUGGAUGAGCAGGAGCUCCAGAACAUGCUGAAACCUUUCGGUCAGGUGAUCUCCACGAGGAUACUGCGGGAUGCCAAUGGUACCAGCCGAGGUGUUGGCUUUGCCAGGAUGGAAUCAACAGAAAAAUGUGAAGCCAUCAUUGCUCACUUCAAUGGGAAAUUCAUUAAGAUGCAGCAAGGAGUUGCAGCUCCCUCAGAACCGCUGCUGUGCAAAUUUGCAGAUGGUGGGCAGAAAAAGCGGCAAAACCAAAACAAGUACCUGCAGAAUGGCCGGGCCUGGCCCCGAGAUGGAGAGCCGGGUACAAUGACUCUUACAUAUGACCCAACAACCGCUCUGCAAAAUGAAUUUUAUUCCAGUCCAUACAGUAUUGCUCCAAACAGGAUGAUCGCACAGACAUCUAUCUCACCAUACAUCACUUCUCCUGUGUCUUCAUAUCAGGUCCAUAGCCCAUCCUGGAUGCACCAUCAGUCAUACCUUAUGCAGCCUAUGGGAACAGUAAUAACACCAACGAUGGACCACACCAUGUCUAUCCAGCCCACAUCAAUGAUGGGACCAUUAACCCAACAGCUUAGUCACUUGUCCCUGGGCAGCACAGGAACGGUAAGUGCUGCCUACACUGGUAGUGCUCUGGGAUCGUGGGGAAAAUACAUGCCUGCCACCACAGCAAUACAAGGGACAUACAUUCCUCAGUACAACCCAAUGCCUCCCUCCAACGUAUCUGUCGAGAUACAUGUCCAUGCUUUUCCCAUUCGACAAAAUGAAAUAAUGUCUAAUCAACCGAACACCUACUCACCUCCUGGCUGGGCACAGAUGCAAAUUCAAUCAGGUACCACACCUUUAUCCUGAUGGUACAAUAUUUCAGUCUCAUUCAAUAAACCAUUUCAAAUGCUCCCUCGAGCCUGUGUUGUAUUAGGCAAAAGCAAAUGUUGAUUUCCAGAAGCGUCAAAAAAGGCCGAUAACCUGAGACAUCCCGUGGCAUUGUAAGUGUUAAGAUGGACUUCCUCAGACCUUCAUGUUUGACUAUACUUCCACAAUUGAGCCAAACUCGGAGACAUGAUAUAAGGUUCAAAUAAAAAGCAAAGGUGGGUCACAAGGGGAAAUAAAUAUUCCAGGUAACUCAGCCAAACAAGCUUCGUGUAACUUUUAAGAAGAAUGAGGACUUCUUAAUAUCAAUUUUUCAUGUCCAUUACCUGAUCUAUUCACCACCUAAUAGGCCUGGUGUUCCAGGUGAUCAUUAAGUAUGUUCAAGUCUGUGAUAGAUUUUUAAUCUGUAAGGGAACCAAAGGUUAUAGAGAAAAGGCAGGAAAUUAGAGUUGAGGAUAAUCAGAUCAGCUAUGAUUUUAUUGAAUGAUGGAGCACAUUUGAUGGGCUGAAUGGCCUACUUCUCUUUAUGUCUUAUGGAGAUCCUGCAACAUGGACUGGGAAAUGAUUCACAUAGGAAAAUGAUUGCUGGUUAUAAAUAUGUUGACAUUAGGGUAAAAUUAUACAGGUCACCUCUGUGCCACAUAUUUUUUCCAUAUUUUGGCCCCCAACUCAGGCCAGACAAGGCAACUGGUCGGGUAGAGGAACAAGGAUUGAAAUCAGUAUGUGAUGUGUUUGCUUUUCCAGUUUUAAAUGGGUGUAUUUAAACACUGGAAAUACUGAGUCUAGAGGCCAAUCUGUGGAACAGUCUACAUUCGCGUUUCACAGACCUUUGAUCCACUGCUUUAGGUCCAUUUUUCAGGCAUCUGGAGUGGCCACCUAAAAUAGGGAGUUGGCCUUCUAUCUGUUAAGCAGGGGCCUAACACGAACUGAGAGAUGUCACUGCUCAGAAUUCUUCAAAAAAGAAAUAUCGUUCUUGAAACUCCCACGAGUGCUUUCAUUCUGGUUUGAUGAUUUCUACAUCUCGGCCCAUCUCCUUCAGAACCAUCUCUGAUUAUCAUAUGAAUACCUGGAAUAUUUAUUAGAUGAAAGAUUUUUUUCUGAUGUAUUAAGACAAAUAGUUUUUGGUCUUCAUCUUGAAGUCAGAUAGAAUGCCUGCUAGAGCCUGUACCUUUAUACUGCUGUAGGAUAAAGAUGACAAUUGGAUUGUAGUAGUAUUCCAGCGCCGGGAUUGUGAAAUAUUUUGUUUCUGGGGCCCUCAUCCAAUUUUAUCAAAAUUCCAGACUCUUGUAAUACAGCACAAACUUUUUUUCUGUAUA
This is a messenger RNA of Stegostoma tigrinum, 2880 nucleotides long. Its product is annotated as RNA-binding motif, single-stranded-interacting protein 2-like. The record is from RefSeq and is a predicted model, not a curated record. NCBI's taxonomy places the organism in Eukaryota, Metazoa, Chordata, Chondrichthyes, Orectolobiformes, Stegostomatidae. The transcript has 13 exons. Bases 287 to 1546 code for a protein of 419 amino acids. Gene Ontology annotation, molecular function: poly(A) binding; poly(U) RNA binding; mRNA 3'-UTR binding. Gene Ontology annotation, cellular component: ribonucleoprotein complex; nucleus; cytosol.